GUGUCCUCUGUCGGUCCUGCUUAUCGCUGCAGCAUUCUUUGCAUCGCUAGCGCAUAUAAAGAGCAAGAUGCGAAACGUCGGAGUCGGCGAUUCAUCACCGACGGCCAUUGUAAAGCAAUGAACCUCGGUCUCUUUCGCAACCAAACUCUGCCUUCCGUGACGGAUCCCUUGCCGGAGACGUUGCAUAAGGGUCUCUAGAGUCGUUAAGAAGCCGCUCUGAAUCAUGGGGAACAUUUUUGGGAAUCUGUUGAAGAGCCUCAUAGGAAAGAAGGAGAUGAGGAUCCUGAUGGUGGGCCUUGACGCAGCAGGAAAAACUACAAUCCUCUACAAGCUCAAACUGGGGGAAAUAGUUACCACAAUCCCAACCAUUGGCUUCAAUGUGGAGACAGUGGAGUACAAGAACAUCAGCUUCACUGUGUGGGAUGUGGGUGGGCAGGAUAAGAUCCGUCCCCUCUGGAGACACUACUUUCAAAACACACAGGGUUUAAUCUUUGUGGUAGACAGCAAUGACAGAGAGCGUGUCAACGAAGCGCGAGAAGAGCUGAUGAGAAUGCUGGCUGAGGAUGAGCUGAGAGAUGCCGUGCUCCUCGUGUUUGCCAAUAAACAGGACUUGCCUAACGCCAUGAAUGCCGCCGAGAUCACAGACAAAUUAGGAUUACACUCCCUGCGCCACCGUAACUGGUAUAUCCAGGCCACCUGUGCCACGAGCGGCGACGGCCUCUACGAGGGCCUCGAUUGGCUGGCCAAUCAACUCAAGAACAAGAAGUAGGAAGACUGGAAACAUCCGGCAGACACAACCAUCUGACUUUAUUUUGUUUCAUUUGGGACUGAGGAUGCGGGAUGGAAGAAUUCCAGGGAGAUUUUCGGCUUUCAUUUUCCUUCCAUCAUUAUCCGAGUUCCGUUUCGACCACGCAAACCAUAAAACAAUCACUCUGAUGUGCUUCUCUUGUGCCCACCUCUUGUCUUUAGGUGCCGUGUACGAUGUUUUUUGGGUCACAUGAUUCCACAGCAGCAAGACUGACUCGUGUGUGUUUUCUUGCAAUGGCGUAUGAUCAGCCUGCCUGUGAACUAAAACCAUGUGUGACAACAGCAACCACUAUUGAAAGCUUUUGAGCAUUUUAUUCAGUAUCCUUGAUAUCCAAUCUAAGGUCUACAUACUAGUACUAUGGAUCAUCGAUUCUUUUUCCCUCACCUCUGGGCAAUCACACCCCUAUUUUAAACACUAUGAGACCAGCGACAAUAAGAACUGAAAACUUGGUUUGGCUCUGGGGUCAGCCACCUUUCACAUUCAAAGAGAAAAUUCGGCCCAGGAUCCACGGUAAAGAACACUGGGAGCUGUAAUCAUAAAUUGAUAUCUGAAAUGAUUGAGUCAGCUGGACUUUGUGUAUUUAAAUACAUACAUAAACUGGUGUUUAUUUAUAUACAUACAUAAACGGGUUCAUAUUGUACUUAAAAAAAGGAGUCUAGGCUCCUUUUAAUUAGCAGAUUAAGUGCUAACGUUUUACACUAGUUUACAAAACACUAAUCUAGGCCAUAAAUUCACCAACCAAAGUAAAGGUUGCUGCUUGGAAGGUGUACCUACAAGUCUGGGUCUGUGAAUGGCGCAAAUAUUUGUGGCUACACCUUGCAAGUAUCAACCGUGACUUUACAUAGUUGGUAAAUUUAGCGCCUGCAUGAGUAUUUUGUAAAUAAGUAUAGCAACCUUGACUUUACAUAGUUGGUACAUUCAGGACCUGUGUGAGUGUUCUGAUGACAAACACACAUGACAGUGAGCCUGCCAUGAUCUGCCUAAUAAAAAAAAAAAAGUUGAACAAAUUUGUUAAAUCUCACAAGCGCUAGUGUAAAUUUUAGGGCUGUCAAACGAUUAAAAUUUUUAAUCGAGUUCAUUACAGCUUAAAAAUUAAUCGUAAUUAAUCGCAAUUCAAACCAUCUACUAUAAAAUACGCCAUAUUUUUCUGUAAAUUAUUGUUGGAAUGGAAAGAUAAGACACAAGAUGGAUAUAUACAUUCAACAUUUGGUACAUAAGGACUAUUUGUUUAUUAUAACAAUAAAUCAACAAGAUGGCAUUAACAUUAUUAACAUUCUGUUAAAGCGAUCCAUGGAUAGAGAGACUUGUAGUUCUUAAAAGAAAAAUGUUCAAUCAAUCAAUCAAUCGAUCAAAUUUAUUUAUAUAGCCCUUUACAAAAACCCGAAAGGCCCUCAAAGUGCUUUACAACAAAACAUGGCUCAAGAUAAAUAAAAGGCAGGAAAAUAUUAUACAAUGACAUUUAAAAAAUAAAGUAAAACAAAGAGCGCAUCACAAUAAAAGUCCAGCAAGUAAAACAAUAAAAACGAUAAAAUCGAAAAACAUUAAAAAAAAGUCCUUAAGCUAAUAAAACCAGGCUAUCCUAAUCUUUGUAAAAGGCGAGUCUAAAAAGGUGCGUUUUUAGCCGAGACUUAAAAAGACCUACAUCCGUGGUGGUGCGGAUUUCGGAGGGAAGGCUGUUCCACAGCCUGGGGGCAGCAACCGCAAAGGAUCGGUCUCCCCACUGUUUAAGUUUUGACCUCGGAACAUCUAAAAAAAGCUGGCCGGUCGAGCGAAGAGUUCUGCCAGAGUUACGAAAAGUUAAAAUUUCCGAUUCCGAUAGAAUGUUAGUACAAGUUAUAGAAAUUUUAUAUUAAAACCCCUCUUAAUGUUUUCGUUUUAAUAAAAUUUGUAAAAUUUUCAAUCAACAAAUAAACUAGUAGCCCGCCAUUGUUGAUGUCAAUAAUUACUUACACAAUGCUCAUGGGUGCUGAAGCCUAUAAAAUCAGUCGCACCCAAGCGCCAGCAGAGGGCGGCAUAACUCCAUAAAACACAAUUAACAAGUGAGAUUUUCACUGUACCGUCAUUUAGAUGUGUCUGAGCUGGGCAUCUGCGUUAAUUGCGUCAAAUAUUUUAACGUGAUUAAAUAAGAAAAUAAACGCCCGUUAACGCGAUAAUUUUGACAGCCCUAAUAAAUUGUAAUCAAAUUUUCCUUAUUUUAAUAUGAAACUCAGCCGCAUCAGUUCAAAGAGCCGCAGGUUGCUGACCCCUGGCAUCGUUAAAAAGAAAUAUUUGAUGAAAAAUGAACAUUUUACUUACUGUUAUACAACUCAUUUGCGUACUGUUAUAACCUAAAUCCGUUGAGCACCUUAAUAGGAGGACAACAUUUGCACUCUAGUAAUACAUAUGCAUAUCAAUAGUACGAGAAACCUGUGCGCUAGUAAAAACUGUGUUACCACUCCUACUGGUGACCCAAUAUGUCACAUGUAAUGCACUUAUUGCAAGCAAAUGUCAAUUUUAAUGUCAUUUGGCAGUGGAAAAACAUGCUAGUAACACAGUCAAAUAUUGUACUAGUAUAAAAUAUUACGGACAUGGAUUAAAUGCUCAAAUAGCGACCCCGUUCUGAGUUUUGUGUUGUGAUACGAGAUGAACACAUCCUCGUCACAUCAGGCCUUUUUUGGGCAGCAAAUUGUCAUUCUUAUGUCUGUUUGGUGGGAAAGGAAGCUUCUGUCAUUGCAACCUCAUGAAUAUGUUUACUGAAUGUGCAUUGAAUAUUAUGUGUGGCUGUAGAAAAAGCUGUUAAGUAUAUUUAUUUUACACAAAGUCAUUUAUUUAGGUGGUGUGUCAAUAUAGGGAAGAAAGCAGGGUGAAGCAGAGCAAAAUACGGGCACAAGCAAAUGACCGAUACCAGCAGGCUUGUAAUUGAUUUUUUUCCCCCCGUGCCGUACAUGACAACUAUUAUACUGUAAGUGUUUCUAUUCUAUUUUCAAUCAUGGGUUUAAUCAUUUGGGUUUUGUGGCCUUAUAGUUAGUGUUGGCUAAAAUUGAUUUUGAUCUUUUUUUUUUCUUUUAUGCUGUCGAAACACAGGUUUGUGCACUGUAGUUUGAGAUGAUUAGGCAAAGGUUUGUCCUGCUGUAGCUUGUGUUUUGCCUGUAUACUUGAUUCAUAUUUAGUGGUAGGUCUUCAUUGUAUGGGGGUAGUGGGGUGUUUAAAAAAAAAAAAAAAGACUUGUGACCACGUCUGUAAAGCCAAUGGGAAAAGAAAAGAAUCCUGGUAUUCAUUCUGUACUGUCCUAGUUACACACAAAUGACCACAUUGCAGUGCUACGUGCAUCUGUAUGUUAUGAUCACUUCCUGCUGUAUCACAAAUAAACCCAUUUUCUGUAGGACCA
This is a messenger RNA of Corythoichthys intestinalis (scribbled pipefish), 4175 nucleotides long. RefSeq names its product ADP-ribosylation factor 3. Gene Ontology annotation, cellular component: plasma membrane; cytoplasm. Gene Ontology annotation, biological process: vesicle-mediated transport; intracellular protein transport. The record is from RefSeq and is a predicted model, not a curated record. NCBI's taxonomy places the organism in Eukaryota, Metazoa, Chordata, Actinopteri, Syngnathiformes, Syngnathidae. Gene Ontology annotation, molecular function: GTPase activity; GTP binding. The coding region runs from base 224 to 769 and encodes 181 amino acids. The transcript is spliced from 5 exons.